This is a messenger RNA of Coregonus sp. 'balchen', 563 nucleotides long. The record is from the annotation of a GenBank genome assembly. Lineage: Eukaryota; Metazoa; Chordata; Actinopteri; Salmoniformes; Salmonidae.
UGUCUCUCCCCAGACCUGAUCCCACCAGGUGUGUGUAACCUGCUCAACUCCUCCACUAUCUAUGCAAACAAUGAGGUCAGCCUGGCAGAGGUGGACAUCUAUGGGUUUGACUAUGACUAUGACUACACCCUGACCCUCUACUCCAACGCCCUCAACACUAUGAUCUACAACACUGCCAGAGACUUCCUCAUCGAGCACUACAAGGUUUGUGUGCUCUAAUUAACCUGCCAAUACACUAACACAUACUGUAUAUUCAGUGCUCCUGAAAAUUCCACAUUGUGGACCCUUGUAAUCUGAUCAUUUUCUGCUCUUGUUUGACAGUAUCCUGAAGGUAUCCGCCAAUAUUACUACAUCUCCAACUUCGCUGCACAGGAUCUUCACUAUGAUAUUCAAAAGGUAAGCAUCAUACAGCAAUUACGCCCCUCUAAUACAUCGCUCUGCCCUUCUUCUAAACAUCAAAUCUCAAGGUACCGUGGGUUUACAAUGCUGUAUGUUUUGUCCUCCCCCAGGGCCUCCUGAUGAAGAUAGAUGCUUUCCAUUACAUUCAGCUGCAGACUGUGUAU